AUGAAUGUUCGCAGACAGACAGCCGACAUCUUUCCUGGCGGAUCUCUCUAUCACCACGGAAGCCGGAAUAGUCACCAUGAAACAUUAAUAGCGCAACUGCAAGAUCCUCACUCGAUAGGCUUGACGUUUCUUAUCCUCACCUGCAUCUACCUGAUCCUCGAUUACUUCCAUCUCGCUCCAAUUUCACUCAUCGGCACAAUCUGGAGCACGUUUGUCUAUUUAAUCCCGUCCUCGAUUCUCAUCGCACUCGAUACCCGUAUGUCGCCUUCAGAUACACCCCCUUCCAGCCCGGCGCGAUUGUCGUUUCAAGCAAAGAGCGAAUCUUUGCAGCGGAUACUGGGGCUAGAUCACAACGCCAUUCCAUUCUUCUCUCGAGCAAGGUCCCUUUCCGGCAUUGGUGGCGCUUUUUUGGGUCACAGUAAAGAUGUCAUUCCUUCGGGGCUGGGCAACUGGGAUAAUUCCUGUUAUCAAAACAGUAUCAUUCAAGGCCUUGCCUCGCUUGAGACACUGUCAGCCUACUUGGGAGAAAAUGUUCGCACUCUUGGUGAAAACAGCCCAUUGACGACGCACAAAGCACUCAAAGAGAUCAUCGAUCUCCUGAAUAGCGCCUCCAAUCAAGGGUACAAGCUCUGGAUUCCUGCUGAGUUGAAGUCCAUGAGCAGCUGGCAGCAACAGGAUGCUCAGGAAUAUUUUUCCAAGCUUGUUGAUCAGAUCGAUAUGGAGAUUCAGCAAGCCAUGCGGCGGCAGACGAGGAAUCUUGGCCUGAAAACAGCAGGACCAGAAGAGAACAUUUUGAAAGAAGCGCGCCUGGACACAACAUCUGCCGAGAGCGACAACGCCUCACCAAGUAGAGAAGCCUCAUUCCGCAACCCUCUUGAGGGCUUGCUUGCUCAGCGAGUAGGCUGUAUGAAAUGCGGAUGGUCAGAAGGAUUGUCGAUGAUACCUUUCAAUUGUCUCACAGUUCCUCUGGGAGCUAGACAUGAUUAUGAUAUUCGUGAAUGCUUGGAUCAAUACAUGGCUUUGGAGCCCAUUGAGGGGGUCGAGUGUGCCAAAUGUACUCUAUUGCGCGCUCGAGAUCAGCUGCGAAACCUCCUGGGCAGCAUGGCAGAUGAAGACGAUACCGAAAAACUGAAAUCACCGGGGCUUUCCGACGCUGUCAAGGAAUCUGCGCAGUCUCGCCUCGCUGCUGUUCAGAGUGCCAUCGAGGAAGACGAUUUCAGCGAAGAGACCCUUUCAAACAAAUGUCACAUCCGAUCCAAGAAUCGAAUGACCACUACCAAGUCUCGGCAAGCAGUCAUUGCUCGAGCGCCACGGUGCCUUGUUGUUCAUAUCAACCGCAGCUUAUUCGAUGAGAUGACUGGGAUGCUCCGGAAGAACUAUGCAUCUGUUGCAUUUCCCAAAAAUCUAGACUUGAAUGACUGGUGUCUUGGUAACAAGACUCGUGGAUCCAGUGAAAUCAUUGAAAAGUGGGUCACAAAUCCCGCAGAAUCAAUGCUACCAGGACAAGGCGACGCAAUCCAUAUGCAGAGUCGGCAAUACGAACUGCGCGCCAUCGUGACUCACUACGGUCGUCAUGAGAAUGGCCAUUAUAUUUGCUAUCGCAAGUACCCAACAUCUGUGUUUUCUGCACCGGUCCCAGACGAGGUCCUCCAGGCCGAGGGCGAUAAAGAGAAACCCGAACGCUGGUAUCGGCUCAGUGACGAUGACGUGCAAAUGGUGAGCGAGGCUCAUGUCAUGUCGCAAGGUGGUGCGUUCAUGCUAUUCUACGAACAUAUCGAUGCUUCAGUGACCCAAAACUCCACUGAAGCGACGAAAUCAGAGUCCGUUAUUUCCGAAGGUUCAGAACCGGUGUCGACUUGCACAUUUUCCGAGGAUCGCUCGAUGGCUUCCACCGCCACGGGUGCAGCAUCCACUGCAUCUCGGGCAACAAGCAUUUCCAGCACGGAGAGGACCGCCGUGGCUGUUGAGGACGACAAGCCCCAUCACGAUAGGAUGUCUGCUCUUCAAAGUGAUCACGAUACGCCUUCUGCCGCUGAAGAGACUCAGUUGCGGUCACGUCCUGUUUCCUGA
Penicillium oxalicum is the source of this 2070-nucleotide messenger RNA. RefSeq names its product ubiquitin-specific protease UBP1. The record is from RefSeq and is a predicted model, not a curated record. Gene Ontology annotation, molecular function: cysteine-type endopeptidase activity; cysteine-type deubiquitinase activity. Gene Ontology annotation, biological process: protein deubiquitination. NCBI's taxonomy places the organism in Eukaryota, Fungi, Ascomycota, Eurotiomycetes, Eurotiales, Aspergillaceae. The transcript has a single exon. Gene Ontology annotation, cellular component: cytosol; nucleus. The coding region runs from base 1 to 2070 and encodes 689 amino acids.